Dendroctonus ponderosae (mountain pine beetle) is the source of this 2147-nucleotide messenger RNA. Its product is annotated as G1/S-specific cyclin-D2. The coding region runs from base 67 to 939 and encodes 290 amino acids. NCBI's taxonomy places the organism in Eukaryota, Metazoa, Arthropoda, Insecta, Coleoptera, Curculionidae. The transcript has 4 exons. Gene Ontology annotation, cellular component: nucleus; cytoplasm; cyclin-dependent protein kinase holoenzyme complex. The record is from RefSeq and is a predicted model, not a curated record. Gene Ontology annotation, molecular function: cyclin-dependent protein serine/threonine kinase regulator activity. Gene Ontology annotation, biological process: positive regulation of G1/S transition of mitotic cell cycle; regulation of cyclin-dependent protein serine/threonine kinase activity; mitotic cell cycle phase transition.
GCGGUGCCUUUUAAAAAUCGCUCAGUUUGUGUUUACGUGUGGUGCAAGCAGCUCAGUGUUAACAUUAUGAAUCAAACGUGCGCCAUAUCGUCAAACAAAUGCACAAGGGCUGCCAAGGAUAGGGCGAUUUUCAGCGACGACCGGGUGAUAAGAAAUUUGCUGGAAAGCGAAGUUUCGUAUGUUCCAAAUUGUGAUUAUUUCGGCCAAGUUCAAGAUGACAUCCAGCCGUUCAUGCGGAAGGUCGUCACGACAUGGAUGUUGGAGGUCUGCGAAGAGCAAAGUUGUGAAGAACAAGUCCUGCCCUUAGCUGUGAACUAUAUGGACAGAUUUCUGUGCGUCUGCAGAAUAAAGAGGCAACACCUGCAACUGUUGGGUGCCACCUGCCUCCUAAUUGCCUCAAAGUUGAGGAGUACGAACUUUCUACCAAUUGAUCUUCUUUGUGCGUAUACAGACUAUAGUGUAACAUACGAUGUUGUGGCGAGUUGGGAGCAACUGGUACUUUCGAAACUCCAGUACAACUUGUGCGCUGUCACCAGCUACGAUUACAUCGAUCAGGUCAUCGAGAGGUGCGCCUGGGGGCAACAUCAUCAGCUCCUUAGGCGGCAUGCCCACACUCUAGUCAGCAUUUGCUCAACAGAGCCAACACUAAUCCAAACCAUUCCAUCGGCAAUAGCGGCAGCCUGUUUGAGUUCAGCAGUUCGCGGUUUGAAGAUGUCUUGCCACGAGGCAGCAAUGAGCGAAGUCUGCACAAUGCUCAAAGCUGACAUGGGCGAAAUCAGUCAAUUGAUCAAUGUGGUUGAUAAACUCAUCGAAAAAGUGGCCACUCCAGAAAAUGGCGAUCAAAAAGACAAGGAGGCCGCCAAGAAACCCGCUGGCUACGAAAGUCCAACCUAUGGACAACCUGAGACACCCACCGAGGUUGAGAAUGUGUACUUUUAGUUUCCAAUCAAACGGUUAAUACCCAUCAGAGAAUUAAUGUGCAUUAACCAUGGGUUUUGUUAGAAUUAUUUUUUAAUAACUAAUAUUUUGUAUAUAUAUGAAAUAGUAUAUACCGCUCGUUUUCAGUUUAUUGAAAGUUUUAAGGACUUAUCCGAAACAGUUAUACAUGUCGCUCUUAGGUUUCAAUUGGGGGGUCUAAAUCAAAAGCUAAUUUUUGAUGAAAAUUGAUAUUGUAGCCUCAAAGGGGAGGAAGAGACUGAGACCCCCCUAUCUUACAAAUAAAGUAACAAAUAAUCACUUUCUUCUACGUACCUAUUUAAGCAAUUUUGUGCCUUAUUAUACUUGUACAGACUUGUAUUUGUCGUGUCUUGGAUGGCAUGGUAUGUAUAUAUUUAUAUUUUGUUCCUUUUCAACGAUAAGUACAUAAGUGUUUCGAGAAUCUACAUUUACAUGAAAUUGUUCCACUGUUCGACGCUCUGUGCUUGCACAGGGUGAAGAGCAACCUACACAACGCUUAAACCCCCACAUGUGUUCAAAUAGGAUGUUAUCCAAGAAGAAAAUGUUAAUCCAUAGAUAUAACCCCAAUAGAUUUAAUCUAUUAGUUACUUAAACACCCCUGUACAUUUAUCUAUAGGUCCGUAGUUUUACAAUAGUCUUUAACUAUCCAUAAAAAAACAAAAGUAUAAACUGGCCGAUAACUGAAAAAUUUCAAUUUCAACAGUUCACUCUUCGUGCAGUUUAUAGUUGAUCGCUGUGAUUAUAUAUUUACCUUCUAAGUGACUAUGUUUUUGAAUAAUUUUCACAUUUAAUCCCUAGAAAUGAAUGUUAAGUUAACAUGUAUACGCUUCGUUAUGAAAAAAUACAAAAAAAGUUUUGGUUGACAAAUACUUAGUAAUGGAUGCAAGUCGAUGCCAACCCAACUGGAACAGUUGACCACUGCAUAAUUGUAUGGUUUAUUUGUUAUCUAGUCUUUAGUUAGUGUUCUAUUUUCAUUUUUGUAUUUUCGAAUUUUGUUAAUGUUAGCCCGUAAGCUCGUAAAUUGCAGCCAAGUUGCGUUACUUAUUAUAUUAUUAAUUGAACUUUUUUCCACCAAUAUGUCUCACUUUCAUGCUGCGCCAUUGUUGGUGUUUUAUGUACAUUGGAAGAUCGCGAAGUAAUUUAUUUUUGUAAUAAAAAUAAACGAAAACCAAAGUUUUUGUAAUUUGAAA